Messenger RNA from Seminavis robusta, 2035 nucleotides. The record is from the annotation of a GenBank genome assembly. Lineage: Eukaryota; Bacillariophyta; Bacillariophyceae; Naviculales; Naviculaceae.
CGGACCCGAACGGAUGGACCUCUUGCAUGCAUCAUUCAUGCAAGUAUUAUCUAACACCGGUAGGGUACUCUAUGCCCGUUGCUUUCAAUCGUCUGCGCCCAGCCUAUCUACCGUAGCUAGUACCAGGGGCAACAGAGAAGAGGCGAAUGCACAUACAUCCAUCCAUCUUGUUUGAAUACGAUUGAUCUAUUGAGGUUGUUGAAGGGAGAUGCAGUCCACUGUGGAUAUAUUCUCCGAGGACUUCUUUGCGGAAGAUCCUUUCGGAGACGAUGUCUUUCCUUACACUGAAUCGUUUUCAGCGUUAUCCCUAGAGCUCUUCACCGUCGAGGAGAACCUUAGUCACACCAAUGAAGCCCUGUCAGUGGCAACGACUGAGAAAGAAGGCGGGUCAGUUUACACGUCUUCGACCCCCAACAGCUACCGUACAUGUCAAGCCAAUUUGGUGGAAAACAGCUUAGAAAACACGGACGUGGAAGGACAAGACCGCCUUCCAGGAGAUAGUGAUACGAUCAAGGCCUUGGCGUUCUCGGUCAUUCACGCCGAUGAUUCUGGAACCAACACGACGUGCAGGAGUACCGACUACGAGAGCACUGACCACACAACUCCCAAUGCUCAAUCGGCACCAUCGUCUGUUGAUGAUCCAGACCAGCAUCCACCAGGAGCCGUGCAUCGGGAGUGCAUGGCAGCAUCUUGUGUCAUCCGGACACUCACCAUAAAGCAUCAAGAAGAGCAAAUUCGAUUCCUAAGGCAAAAGCUGCAGGAAUAUGCCGACCUUUGUGCUCGACAUAACAUUGGCCAAGACCUGUUGUCCAACAACAGGGCUGUUGCUGUUCCAAGCAAUGUCAACGGGAAUGAUGACAACGCAACUGCAAGGACCAAUUACGAAGACAAAACGUACACCGAUCUUUUGGGGCCGUGGGAUAUCCCCUUUCAUGUGGAGAUUCAGCAACAAAAAGGAGCAACCGCCGACACCAACAGCAACAACAAUGAUGACGACUAUUCUGGCGUCACCUUUGCCCAGCACCCUAGCAAGACCAGAGAUGCUGUCCCUAGAAUACGACCUUGUCCCACUGAUGACGACGAUACCCUCCCCGUCAUUCGACCCUUUCUCAAUCGAUCCAAAUGGACACCCAAAACUUCUAGGCGUUCCUUGUCCCAAACAUCAUCAAACGGCGGAAUCAAUCAUCCGGCAACUCCGCAGUCGAGACACUCGUCCACGAGGGCUGAUUUGAGGCCGCGAUGGACAUCACAAGCUGGUCACUCGCCGCACUUCGAUCGGGCAGCUCUACAGCUACCUUCCCUCGAAGAGACACCACCUGCCAGAGUUCAUUGUAUAGAGGGCGAGCAACACUCCAACAGGGAGAAGGACAAAGACCAGGUUCAGGACGAGAGUCGAGUCCGAUGCAUGACAGUAGUCAUUGAAAGGAAAUAUGGCAGACAAAAAGCACUUUAUUCUGGAACAAUCCACCCUGAAAGUGGUUGUCCACACGGGGCGGGGACACUUCAAUUUCUCAAGACUGGAGAUGUUUACAUCGGGGAAAUUGCUUAUGGAGAAAUGCAUGGAAAGGGGACCUAUUGCUAUCGCAAAGGAAACCAAAUGUUUCGCGGUGAUUUCGUUCGCAAUACGUUUGUUGGGAGAGGAAAGGGGCAGAAAGAGGAUGGCAGUCUUUUGGCACUACCGGUAUGAUUCAUCAUAGGUGUUGCGGGGAGUCUUAGCCUUCACUGGAAGUCCAACAGUACAUGUACCGGUACAGCGUUGUGCUCUGUGGCGGUCAUACAUGAAGGUUGAAGGACGUAGACUGGAGGCAAAUCCUAACGAAACAUGAGACGUCUCAAAAUUGACUCACAAAAGCAGUUUCGGCUUCGCCGCUUUCUGACGGCGAAUCGAUAGGUUAGGAAUAUCUCUUGCACUACGAUCAAUUGUUGCUUCACACUUGAUAUCUAAACAUCACUAUAUUGAUUGAUAACCAUAGAAACACCUCGUGUUGCAUUUCAUCUGGUCUUCUCCCGCAAGCCAGAAGGUGUCGAAGCAGCU